GGCGCCCUGCUUCCCAGGGCUGGAGGGGAGCGCUCCCAGCUGGCGGGGAGGGCGCUUUUCGGGUCUGGGGAGGAUGCGCCCGGGCAUGGGCAGGGGGAUGGGCGGGAAGGUGGGGGGCCACUGGCUGAGGAGGGGUGCGGGAGAGGAGGGCCUGGCAGCAUGGGUGCAGGUGCCACAGAGAGGGCGAGGCGCUGGGGAGGCAGUGGUCUGCGGGAGGCUGGUGCCCUGGGCGGUGGAGUGGGGGAGGGUCCGGGGAGGGGCUCUGCCCCCCGCAGCGGGUGUCUGAAAAGCUCCAGGUCGCCUCAGUGGAGGGUGGGUGCACAGAGAUUGCCGCGGUGGAGGGCCAGGGCCUUGGCCUCCGCGGAAAGUAGAGGCCCUUCGCAGGGGUCACCGGGGGACGCCAUACUUCGGGCCCUAGGAGCGUCUCCCUAAGUUUAAAAGGGUUGCGCUUUGACAGAAUAAGUUGCCUGGUCGCCCGGGGAUUUUGUUUGACGUUAACAACGAUUAACACGUCUCUAAAGAUUUGCAAACCUGUAGGUGGAAGAAGAAAUCAGAGGAAAUCAGAGGAACUCAGGAAGCGUUUCAAACCGAGUGAUAGGAAAAUAGAACUUCCCCAAAGUAGUGGGAGGCAGCGCAGGAAGCGAUCGAUCCGAGGAAGACGGACAGCUCUAAGUGUGCGCCGUAGAACAGGAGGAGGACACGGACUCGGGGCCCUGACGUCCCUUGAAGGAAGCUAGAAAGAGAAGAGCAGAGAGAGCCCAACGUGCCCUACGGAAGAGACCAGAGCGCCCGGAGGGGAGGCCGAGGCCCACACUGCGAGAGUCCGUGCACGCCCGUCCAGUCCCUUCUGGCCGCCCUCAGGUCCUCAGUGAUGGUGAUGCCACUGGUGAUGCUGCAGGACUGGUGCAGGUGGAGUGGCGCAAACGCACAGCGCUCCCUGCUCAUCCUGGGCAUCCCGGAGGACUGCGAGGACCGGGAAUUCCAGGAGGCCGUGCGGGCUGCCCUGUGGCCCCUGGGCAGGUACCGAGUGCUGGGCAACGUCUUCAGAAAGGAGCUCGGGUUCAGGGUCGCUUUGGUGGAGUUCACUGAGUAUUUAAAUCGAAGUUUGGUCCCCCGACAGAUACCAGGCAAGGGGGGACUCUGGGAUGUGUUCUUCCUGCCCCAGGGCCCUGAUUCUGAGUCACGGGAUAGACCCAAUUUCCCUGCACAGCCCCAGAGGCAAGCAGUGGCUGGCAGGGCAGGUGUGGCCAGAGCUGCAGGGGAGGAGGCAGCCGCAGUUGAGGAGGCAGCCGCAGGGGAGGAGGGAGCUGAGGGUGAGGCAGGAGCUGGAGAGGAAGCAGGAUCCUCAGAUGAAGAGGGAGCCGCAGGGGACACAGGAGUUGCAGGCAUGGUAGCAUCUGUGAGCAUGGCAGGAGCUGCAGCUGAGGCAGAGGCUCCAGGUGAGGAAGGAGCUGCAGGUGUGUCUGAGGCAGGGGCCCCAGAGGAGGCAGGAACUGCCGGUGAGGAUGGAGCUGAAGAUGUGGCAAGAGCUGUGGGUGAGGAAGAAGCCACAGGUGAGGCUGGAGGCCCAGGAGUCCCAGGUGAGGCAGGAGCCCCCAGUGAGGAAGAAGCCGCAGGUGAGGAGGAAGCUGAGAGUGAGGAGGAAGCUGAGGGCGAGGCAGGAGCUGAAGAGGAAGCAGAAUCCUCAGAUGAAGAGGGAGCUGCAGGGGACACAGGAGUUGCAGGCAUGGUCGCAUCUGUGAGCAUGGCAGGAGCUGCAGGUGAGGCGGGAGCUGCAGGUGAGGAGGAAGUUGGAGAUGUGGCAAGAGCUGUGGGUGAGGAAGAAGCCACAGGUGAGGCAGGAGCCCCAAGUGAGGAAGAAGCCGCAGGUGAGGAGGAAGCUGAGGGUGAGGAGGAAGCUGAGGGCGAGGAGGAAGCUGAGGGCGAGGCAGGAGCUGAAGAGGAAGCAGGAGCAUCAGAUGAAGAGGGAACCGCAGGGGACACAGGUGUUGCAGGCGUGGCAGGAUCUGUGAGCAUGGCAGGAGCUACAGCUGAGGCGGAGGCUCCAGGUGACGAAGGAGCUGCAGGUGUGGCAAGAGCCAUCAACGAGGCAGCAGCCCGGAGCCAGCACUGGCGGCAGACGUUGCAGUCUCUGCUCGAUGCUAUGGCCUACCGGGUACUGAGAAGGUUUUCUGGGGUGGAAGAGCCGGGCUGUGGAGAAGAGUCUUUUGAGAGCUGGCUGCACCAUGCCAACGACACGCUGUACCUGUGGCGCCACAUGUCAGAGAGGGAGAGGAGGAGGAGACUGGUGGAGAGCUUGGGUGGCCCCGCGCUGGAUCUCAUAUGCGGCCUCCUGGAGGAAAAUCCCGACACCCCUGCGCAGGACUGCCUGGCCGCGCUGGUGCAGGUGUUCGGGAGCAAGGACGCCCAGAUGACCGCACGGCUGAAGUUCCUGACUUGUGCGCAGAGGCCCCAGGAGGCUCUCUUUGCCUAUGUGAUGCGCCUGGAAGGCCUGCUGCAGGCGGCCUUGGAGAAGGGGGCCAUCCGGCCCGCCAUCGCAGACCAGCUGCGCGCCAGGCAGGUGCUGAUGGGGGCCCGGCCCAACGAGACGCUCGAGAACAAGCUGAGGAGGAUGCGUCUGGAGAGGAGGCCGCCUGGCUUCCUGGGGAUGCUGCAGCUCAUUCGGGAGACGGAGGCGUGGGAGGGCGCUCCGGCUAGAAGUGAGCAGUUCCACAUGGAAGAAGGGGCCCAGCUGGACGUUGGAGACCUAGCCACCUGCCAGGGUGCCCUGGCCCAUGAAGAUGCUGCCCCGGCCCGUGAAGAUGCCGCCCAGGCCGCCCCAGCCAGUGAGGUCACCACUGAGGGCACCCCCGUCACUGCAGAAGAAAGCAAGGCCUCCCCACCCAAGGAAGAUACUACCCUGGCUGCCCUUUCCAAGCAAGACACCUCUGAGGCCGCCCCAGCACGUGAGGAGGCCGAUGAGGCAGCUCCUGACACCCAUGAUGCUGCCAGGGUGGCCCCUGGCCCUCAGGCGACCACCAAGGCCUCCCCUUCCACUGGGGAAGUUGAAAAUGCUCCUACUCCUGCGGGGCUAGGUCAGGCAGGACCUUCAGAGGCCCCCGGGGACCCCACCCCUGCCCAGAUGGGCCGUACUUCCGGGGGGGGCCCAGGAGGUCCUGGCAGUGACCUAGAAGGCCUGGCUCAGGCAGGAGACCAGGAGGCCAAGCAGACCCCCAAGGAGGGGCUCAUCCAGGAGGAGCCAGGAGACGAGGACGGGGCUGAGGAGAUGAGCCGCCCCGAGUCCUCCUCGGGCAAGUAGGCUCAAAUGGCCCAGGGGCCCUCUCUCCUCCCAGGUAGCAGAGCCCUGGAGGCAGGGGGAGGCGAGGCCAGGGCAGCCGCCUCACCCCACAUGGGGACCAGGCCCAGGGAGGGGUCUACUCAGCCCAAAGCAAGCCCCCGGCCCCCCACGAUCCCCAAGGGGCCCUAUGCCCCACCAUCAGCCCUUCCAAGUGACCAAGAUGACCAUGUGUUACCCCAAAUGGGUAGGGGAGAGGUGCACCCCCGCCCAAGGCAGCACCACACUGAGCCCGAGCCCCAGCCCUGCCAACUCAGGCAGCCAGCCUGGCAGCUCUCCCAAGUGGCAGCCCCAGCCUCGGUGAGGGGCACCUGAGGAUGUCUGCCACCUGCACGGGCCUGGGAUAUGUCAGGAUCAGGGGUCAUCCCAAGGGUGCCAGCCGCUGGGGCCUCCCGUGAGGGGGACCCCCAUUCACUGUCACCUGGGUGCAGCAAGGUGUUCCCUGUUCUGGGAAGCCCACUUGUGUCUCUGUAGACCCCGUAGUGACCCACGUGUCCAGUAAUCCACCCCCAACGCACAUGCGCAUGCACACACACGCCAUGAUUUCUUUGCAGAGCCUUGGGCUGUGCAUGAUCCCAGAUUGGGUGUCCUGGCCUAGCGGGCAGCCCCCUCUCAGCCCUGGCACGUGCUGUGAGCUUCAGUGCCAGCCCAGGCUCUGCUCACUCUUGUCCAGUGCCGUGAGCUCAACUCUGCCUUCUCGGUGUAGAUUUAGGCCAAUCGCUGCUUGUUCCUAUGGAGAUGUGUGUGUUGUUACCUGAGCAGUGCCCCCCCCCCCCCCCGGAGACCCCAAGCCCAGUCCCAGGAGAUGCCUGGAAGGAUGGACUGAUGAGGGUGCAGCUGGCGCUCACCCAGGGACCUCGGGAAGGAAGAACUGCAGCAGGGACAUGGGCUGCGGGAGGCUCCACUGGGGCUGUGCUGUGAUGUCCAACCUGCUGUUACUUGUGGCUCAGUUUCUUUGGCUUGGUUGGGUGUCUCCUGCUGUUUUCUCCAGCAUCCUGUGACUGUCCUGUGUGGGCCAUAGUGCAGGGCCCCACCCAGCCUGUCAGCCAGAAGCGGAAGGGUGCCCUGGAGUGAGAAGACAUCACCAGUGUCCAUCGUCCUGGCAAGAGGUUGACUGUGGGGUCCACAGGAAGGGAGACUGUGGUGGGAGGGCCACAGCAUGGGGGGCAGCUGAGGCAUCUCAUUAGGGACCUCGGACGAGGAUGACUUCAAGACCUGCGGACUGUAGUGGCUGUUAGAAGUUCCUCUCUAUGUUGUCAUUCCCUUGUUUUCAAUGGUUUCAGUAAAUGUUCCAGUUCAAUAA
Messenger RNA from Equus caballus (horse), 4637 nucleotides. Its product is annotated as paraneoplastic antigen Ma6E. The record is from RefSeq and is a predicted model, not a curated record. NCBI's taxonomy places the organism in Eukaryota, Metazoa, Chordata, Mammalia, Perissodactyla, Equidae.